AUGCCUCCCAGCAAAUGGGAUGAUGAGGAUGAGGAGAGCACGCCUCCUUCUUCUCCACCCGCACCCGCUCAACGCCGUGGCAAGUUCGACGACGAGGAAGACGACGACGAUGUCCUAGAGUCAUGGGACGCCGCCGAGGACUCGGAAGUCGAGCGCGAGAAGGCAAAGAAGGCCGAGGAGGCAAAGGCGAAAGCGGAGGCUGAGGCAAAGGCAAACCACAAGUCCAAGGCGCAGCGCAUCAAGGAGCGACAGGAGGAGAACAUGCGCAGGAGAUUGGCAGGCGAGGAGGAGUCUGAGGAAGAGGAGGACGAGGCCACCCGUCGUGCCCGGUUACGGAAGAGCGAGCAGGACGCCGACCUUGCGCACGCUGAAGAUCUCUUCGGCGGCGCAGGCCUCAGUGUUGGCAGCAAGCAACGCACCGCUGGUUCAAAGGCCGUUACCCUCACCGACGAGAGCGACCCGAACAACGUCAUCGACCUCAGCUCGCUGAAGAUCUUCAACCCGCAGACCAAGGAUCAGUUCACCAAGCUGCGGGAGACGCUCACGCCGCUGAUCGGCAACAACUCCAAGAAAGCCCAGUACUCCAUGUUCCUCCAGGAAUUCUCCAAGCAGAUCGCCAAAGACCUGCCCAGCGAGCAGAUCAAGAAGAUUGCCAGUGGUCUGACCACUCUCAGCAACGAGAAGAUGAAGGAGGAGAAGGCUGCCGAGAAGGGCGGCAAGAAGUCCAAGGCUGCGAAGACCAAGACCAGCUUGAACGCUACGCGCGAUGUCGGCUACAAGGCCGACACGAAUGCAUACGACGAGGACUUCGGAGAGUGA
Didymosphaeria variabile is the source of this 819-nucleotide messenger RNA. RefSeq names its product Translation initiation factor 3 subunit J component (gene HCR1). Gene Ontology annotation, cellular component: cytoplasm; eukaryotic translation initiation factor 3 complex. Lineage: Eukaryota; Fungi; Ascomycota; Dothideomycetes; Pleosporales; Didymosphaeriaceae. The transcript has 3 exons. The record is from RefSeq and is a predicted model, not a curated record. The coding region runs from base 1 to 819 and encodes 272 amino acids. Gene Ontology annotation, molecular function: translation initiation factor activity.